Debaryomyces hansenii CBS767 is the source of this 1131-nucleotide messenger RNA. RefSeq names its product fatty acid alpha-hydroxylase (gene SCS7). Gene Ontology annotation, biological process: fatty acid metabolic process; lipid biosynthetic process. The coding region runs from base 1 to 1131 and encodes 376 amino acids. Gene Ontology annotation, molecular function: iron ion binding; fatty acid 2-hydroxylase activity. The record is from RefSeq and is a predicted model, not a curated record. Gene Ontology annotation, cellular component: endoplasmic reticulum; membrane. The transcript has a single exon. NCBI's taxonomy places the organism in Eukaryota, Fungi, Ascomycota, Pichiomycetes, Serinales, Debaryomycetaceae.
AUGUCUAGAAAUUUGCCUUUAUUAGCUAGUGCCGAGGUUGUUAAGCAUAAUACACAGAAUGAUUGCUGGGUUACCUUAUACAACAGAAAAGUUUACAACGUUAGUGGAUUUAUUGAUCAGCACCCGGGUGGAGGAGAUAUAAUCUUACCAUACGCCGGAAAAGAUGUUACAGCAAUUAUGGCGGACACUAUUUCCCAUGAACAUUCAGAAAGUGCAUACGAGAUGUUGGAUGAUGAAAUGUUGGUUGGAUACUUAGCCACCGACGAAGAAGAAAGAGAAUUGUUAAAUAAUAAGAACAAUACACCAGUGGAAGUUAGAUUAGAAGAUUCCAGUUCUGUUGAUCUUUAUGAGUUCCACGAUAGUUUGCCACCUGCGGAAAAGUUAGCGAUUCAAACCGAUUAUGAAGAAGAUAUUAAAAAGCAUAAGUUUUUAGACUUGAACAAACCAUUGAUUCCCCAGAUGUUGUGCAGUACCUUUUCGAAGGAGUUUUAUCUUGACCAGGUGCACAGACCUAGACAUUAUGGGAAAGGGUCAGCGCCGUUAUUCGGCAAUUUCUUAGAACCUCUUUCGUUGACACCAUGGUGGGUAGUACCAGCGGUUUGGUUACCACCUAACUUCUACAUUUUCUACGUUGGUUUUGUCAAUCAAGACAAAUUGGUUGCGUUGAGUUUCUGGGUUAUGGGAUUGUUUGUUUGGACAUUGGUUGAAUAUUGUAUGCACAGGUUUUUGUUCCAUUUGGAUGGGUAUUUACCUGAGCAUCCCGUUGCACUUACACUCCAUUUCCUUUUGCAUGGUGUCCAUCAUUAUUUGCCAAUGGAUGGAUAUAGAUUAGUGUUGCCACCAACUUUAUUUGUCCUUUUAGCAUACCCGUUCUACAAAUUAGUAUUCGCUAUAUUCCCAUUCUACAUGGCAUGUUCUGGUUUUGCUGGUGGAACUUUAGGAUACAUUUUAUAUGAUGUUAUUCAUUACGUUAUUCACCAUACCAAAUUACCUCAAUUCUUGCAAGAUAUCAAAACUUACCACUUGGAACACCAUUACAAAAACUAUGAAAUGGGUUUCGGUGUUACAAGUAGAUUCUGGGAUGUCAUUUUCGAAACCGAAAUCACUAGUACCUUUCAGAAGAGAAACUAA